Messenger RNA from Cavia porcellus (domestic guinea pig), 2063 nucleotides. It is a transcript of the gene Ciao3, whose product is annotated as cytosolic iron-sulfur assembly component 3. The transcript is spliced from 11 exons. Gene Ontology annotation, biological process: iron-sulfur cluster assembly. The coding region runs from base 88 to 1518 and encodes 476 amino acids. Gene Ontology annotation, cellular component: cytosolic [4Fe-4S] assembly targeting complex. The record is from RefSeq and is a predicted model, not a curated record. NCBI's taxonomy places the organism in Eukaryota, Metazoa, Chordata, Mammalia, Rodentia, Caviidae.
CUUUCCGGCAGCGUGGCGGAAGAACCGCUUCCUUUCCUGCUAUUUAGCGACACCUGACACGUGAUACCCAGCGGCAGUACACCAGCCAUGGCGUCGCCCUUUAGCGGGGCGCUACAGCUGACCGAUUUGGAUGACUUCAUCGGGCCCUCUCAGGACUGCAUCAAGCCCGUGAAGGUGGAUAAGAGGCCGGGGAGUGCUGUUACCAAGAUUCACAUUGAAGAUGAUGGGAGCUACUUCCAAGUCGACCAAGACGGUGGGACCCGGAGACUAGAGAAGGCCAGGGUCUCACUGAAUGACUGCCUGGCCUGCAGUGGCUGUGUCACCUCAGCAGAGACCGUGCUCAUCACCCAGCAGAGCCACGAGGAGCUGCGGAAAGUUCUAGCUGCCAAUAAGGCAGUACCACCGGAUCAGCAGCGGCUGGUUGUCCUUUCAAUCUCACCCCAGUCCAGGGCAUCGCUGGCUGCACGGUUCCAGCUGAGUCCUACAGACACUGCCAAGAAGCUGACUUCGUUCUUUAAAAAAAUAGGGGCACACUUUGUCUUUGAUACCACCUUCUCCAGAAACUUCACUCUCCUUGAAAGCCAACGAGAAUUUAUACAGCGUUUCCGAGAACAAACUGACUCCAGAAAGGCCUUGCCUGUGCUGGCUUCCUCCUGUCCAGGCUGGAUCUGCUAUGCUGAGAAGACCCACGGCAGUUUCAUCCUCCCUUACAUCAGCACAGCCCGGUCCCCACAGCAGGUCAUGGGCUCCCUCGUCAAGGACUUCUUUGCCCAGCAGCAGAACCUGACCCCUGACAAGAUCUACCACAUCACAGUUAUGCCCUGCUAUGACAAAAAGCUAGAAGCUUCCAGAUCUGACUUCUUCAACCAGGAGUACCAGACUCGUGAUGUUGACUGUGUCCUCACAACAGGGGAAGUCUUCAGGCUGCUGGAAGAGGAAGGGGUGUCACUGCCAGAGCUGGAGCCAGCCCCUCUGGACAGCCUGACCAGUACUAUGUCUGUUGAGGAGCUCACCAAUCAUCGGGGCGGGGGCUCAGGAGGCUACCUGGAGCAUGUAUUCCGUCACGCAGCCCAAGAGCUCUUUGGAAUCCAUGUGGCUGAGGUCACCUACACACCCGUAAGGAAUAAGGACUUUCAGGAGGUGACCCUGGAGAAGGAAGGCCAAGUGCUGCUGCGCUUUGCCAUGGCCUAUGGCUUUCGAAACAUCCAGAACUUGGUACAGAAGCUCAAGCGGGGCCGCUGUCCCUAUCACUAUGUGGAGGUCAUGGCCUGCCCUUCAGGCUGCUUGAAUGGUGGAGGUCAGCUUAAAGCCACAGAUGUUCCGGGCAAGGAGCUUCUCCAGCAGGUGGAGAGACUAUACAGCAUGAUCAGGGUAGAAGCACCUGAAGAUGCCCCUGGAGUCCGGGAGCUGUACCAACAUUGGCUGCAGGGAGAGGGAUCAGAGCAGGCCAGUCACCUGCUGCACACACAGUACCAUGCUGUGGAGAAGGCCAGCUCAGGCCUCAACAUCCGGUGGUAGGAGUCUGGCGGUCUGCUGGAGCCCUCAGGACCAGCACUGGUUCGAGAAAGACCAGAGCCAUAGACCCCAAGGAAUCUCCCCAGACUGAGGUGGGCUACAGGGAUUGAAGCAGGACACAGGCUCUGUCAGGACCUGGCCAGUGCUGACCUGCAUGCCUGCAGACUGCACUGGCCUUGCCAGGUAGGUAUGAAGCGCCAAAGAAGCCUUUGGAACCUUAGCCAUGGACAAGGUACAUGAAUACCUUCCUUACCCUUCCUAGCUGUGGGUGCUGCAGUCACUCCUGGGAUGCUUCCUCCCUGGUUUCUAGGCUGACCUAAUGCUCAGUGCAGAAAGCAAGUGACAGAAAGAGGGUGUGGACCUGCUGAGUGAGUCCACCAACAGUCCUACACAGAGACUGCCUGGCAAGAGAGAGAGCCUGGGACCCUGGAAGUGUGGCAUCUGUUACAAAGCUGUGGGCCUAGGACAGGGCUCCAUGCCUUCAUGUUGGGUCCUGUAAGCCCAUCUCCCACCAUGCUUCUCUUCUAAUAAAAGAACAUAUCCAACAA